Molecule: messenger RNA, 7830 nt
Organism: Coturnix japonica (Japanese quail)
Lineage: Eukaryota; Metazoa; Chordata; Aves; Galliformes; Phasianidae
Source: RefSeq, a predicted model, not a curated record
UGUCCUUCCCUUAUCAUCGAUGGCCGCGUGUAGAGCUGCGAUAAGGCCGGGCGUGUCCUUAUCACCCCGCAGCACCGCUGGGGUCGUUGGAUGAUCGCGUGGACUGCGAGGCCCAAAGCGCCGCUGGUUCCGAAGCGGGGUGUGUAUGUGUUUAAUGGGGGUCGUUCCUUUGCCUUAUAUGACGCGGUGACGUCACACAACACCUGCCCGCCCCGUGACGUCACUCAGGUGGGCGUGACCAACGUUGCGGGGGCGGUGCGUGUGACGUCACAGGGGGCGGGGCCGGUGGUGCAGGUGGAGGCAGCGCGGAGCGGCCCCGAGAAGAGCCCAGCGGCAGACCCUGAGAACUCAGAGCAACAGCAGGCAAAGGAGGAGGAAGGGGCUGCUAACACACAGAAGCAGGAAGCAUCCCCAGAGCAGGGGUCUGGGCCCAAGCAGAAGGCAUCCAACGGCAACACACCCACAGCUGAGGAGCAGGGUCGGAAGGAACGCCGUGCAUCCGAGGGCAGGGGUCUGUCCCGUCUCUUCUCCUCCUUUCUCAGGAGGCCCAAAUCCCAGGUGUCUGAGGAGGACAAAGACACCGAUGUGCCCAAGGAGGGUGGAGGGGAGCAGAAGGACUCGGGGGUUGGAGCCAACCCUGAUGAGGAGGAGAUCCUGGUGAAGGCCCCGAUUGCAGCUCCUGAGCCAGAGCUGAAGACUGAUCCAUCUCUUGACCUUCACUCCUUAAGCAGUGCGGAAACACAGCCUGCGCAGGAGGAGAGGAGGGAAGAGCAGGAGCCCGACAAAGACCUCGAGGGCAAGGAAGGAGGUGAAGGGAAAGAGGAGAGCGCCAAGGCAGAGCUGAAGCCAGAGGCUGCAGAGCCCAAGGCAGACAAGGAUCUGAAAGCUGCCCAAAGAUCCAUAAGAAGACACAGAAACAUGUACUGCAAAGUUGUCUUGCUGGAUGACACCAUCUUUGAGUGUUCUGUGGAUAAACAUGCCAAGGGGCAGGAUCUACUUAAGAAAGUCUGUGACCACCUUAAUCUCCUGGAAGAAGACUAUUUUGGUUUGGCCAUAUGGGACAUGCCUACCUCCAGGACGUGGCUGGAUCCUACCAAAGAAAUAAAAAAACAAGUCCAUGGAGGCCCCUGGGAUUUUACUUUCAAUGUCAAGUUUUAUCCUCCGGAUCCUGCUCAGCUGACGGAGGAUAUAACGAGGUAUUACUUAUGUCUUCAGCUUCGACAAGACAUCAUCUCAGGGCGGCUGCCUUGUUCCUUUGCAACUUUGGCUCUGCUGGGCUCCUACACAGUGCAGUCCGAGCUGGGAGACUACGAUCCUGACCUACACAGCACAGAUUACAUCAAUGAAUUCAAACUGGCUCCAAACCAAACAAAAGAGCUUGAAGAGAAGGUUGUGGAACUUCAUAAAACAUACAGAUCCAUGACUCCGGCCCAAGCAGACCUGGAAUUCCUUGAGAAUGCAAAGAAGCUGUCAAUGUAUGGAGUUGACCUUCACCACGCCAAGGACUUGGAAGGAGUGGAUAUCACUCUGGGAGUCUGUUCCAGUGGCCUUCUUGUUUACAAAGAUAAGCUGAGAAUCAACCGCUUCCCUUGGCCCAAAGUCUUGAAGAUUUCCUACAAACGCAGCAGCUUCUUUAUUAAGAUUCGCCCAGGGGAGCAAGAGCAGUAUGAAAGUACAAUUGGAUUCAAGCUACCGAGUUACCGGGCAGCAAAGAAGCUGUGGAAAGUAUGUGUUGAACAUCACACGUUUUUCAGGCUGACUUCAACUGAGGCCAUCCCCAAGAGCAGGUUCCUGGCUCUGGGCUCCAAGUUCCGUUACAGUGGGAGGACACAGGCACAGACCAGGCAGGCGAGUGCCAUGAUUGACAGACCUGCACCCCAGUUUGAGCGCACAGCGAGCAAGAGGGCAUCCAGGAGCCUCGAUGGAGCUAAACGUGCGACUCAAAAAGUUGAGUUCAGAGCCGUAGAGGAAGAGAAGCAGGAGAAGGUGGUGGUGGUUGAGGUUCCCGAACCAAAACCCGUGGAUCAGUUCCGAGAGAAGCCAGCCAAGCACGUGCUUGAAAGUUUUGAGAUGAAACCCAUUGCAGAGGAGGAGGAGGAGGAGGAGGAGAAGGUAGAGGUGGCUCAGGUUCCUGUUGCUGAGCCAAAGCUGCCAGACCUGGUGCAGCAGCAGUCAGGUACCGCCACGGCUGUGCAUGGCACCUCAGCCACACGUGCCCCUGGCACUGUUGAGAUAUGCCCAGUAAAAGAAGAGGAGGAGGAGGAGGAAGAAAAAUUGGUGGUGAUGGGAGAGCUAAAACCAGCCCUGAAGAAGCCAGCUGUGGCAGUGAUAACACCUGAGAGGAGCCCCCGACCCACCUCUGCCCCUGCCAUCGCCCAGAGCCACGUGGCUGAGGCAGCCCCAGCUAAACCUGAUGCCAAGGAAGUCCUCGCUGCAUCAAAAGUAGAAAAGGAAGCACUGAAAGCUGAUGCGAAACGUGAGGAGAUCCAUCCAGAGAGAGCCAAAGCAGAGCAAGCUGAGGCAUCUAAGGUGAGGAAAACCCACAUUGAGGUCACAGUACCCACUACAGCUGGUGGCCGACCCCAGAAGCAGCCUGCAGAGAAAGAGGAAGAGCUGAUAAGAAUGAGGAAGAAGAGAUCAAAGAGACUAGAUGGUGAAAACAUUUAUAUCAGGCAUAGCAAUUUAAUGUUGGAGGAUCUAGAUAAGACCCAAGAAGAAAUAAAGAAGCAUCACGCCAACAUCAGCGAGCUGAAGAAGAACUUCAUGGAGUCUGUCCCCGAGCCUCGUCCGAGUGAAUGGGACAAACGUUUGUCCACUCACUCCCCAUUCCGAACACUCAACGUCAACGGGCAGAUUCCAUCGGGAGCAGAUGGAGUAAAGAAAGUCACUGUGCUGUCUUCUGAGAGACAGUCUCCCAGCUACUUUCUCCCUGAUACUCAUCACUUAGGGGUGUGCAAAGAGCCGGUCCCUAAAUACCACACUGAUCAGAGGAGGCUGGCUCAGCUGAGGGAGCUCAGAGCCAAGUUCUUCCUUUCAUAGCCACACUGUGGCCGAAUGGAAGUAGAUGGAGAGCUGCCUGGAUGGCUCACAGCAGCAUCCCCACAGUCUUAUUUACUUCAAUGAACACACCAGAGCCCUUGCAUGAUCCUGUGUGACGACUGACUCCUUCUCUUUUACACUCUUGAGAAUCCAGGAGCAAAAGUACUGAAAUGCAGAGCAAAUUGGAAGGAGUUUGGAACCGUUCCACGCUCAGCGUUUCUAAGAUGUAAAGAUUUUUCACUUCUUCCAGCAGAAUUUUCAGAGCUAUGGAGAUUUUGAUACCGUUGUCUGAAUUUUAAAUUAAAAACAAAAAGUUUUUCUACCUGCACUGAAGUAUAAAUGCUCGCCGUUAUUUAACAGAUGCUAUUUUUAAGGGCACUGUAGAAUAGGGAGUUGUACAAAGCGUGCUCUUUGUCUGCACCGUUUCUAUUUGUAACGCCACAAAAGCAAACUCUCAUCCUGGACCGUUCCAAUUCCAAACCCAUUGUAACAGGCUCAGACCAGGCACUUUUCCUGGAGGGCAGGCACAGAACACACGUGGAUCAUGACUCAGAGACCCACGAGCUCUGUCAGGUAAAUCUGUGCUUUGUAGCUCAGCUGGGGGUGUGAGCUGAGCUCCCUGGGUCGCUGCUUUCAUAGCAGUGCAUUUCCACGCUGACAUUUGGACUGGCCAAACACUUUGCACACCUCCAAGUAUCGUUUUUGGGCACUUCCCAUCUGUCAUUUUUGUUCAUCUCUCUCUGUCUUUCUUGAUCUUCUACCACGAAAGCAGACACAGGAACGUCCUCUGUUAGUGCAGGAUGAAGACAAACUAAAAAAGCAGCAGAUCCCUACUGAGACAACAUUUCCCCUGCAAGCAAGCGAAGAAACUCUUCCAAAGGUUUCUAUUCCGAUUCCUGAAGAGCAUAAAUCACUCAAAAAGUGCCAGCUGUACUCUAGGAUUUUUCCAUCUCCACGUAUCCCUUUUAUGAUGUCUUUUCUUGUGGUGGUAGCACUGACUGUUUGGUGGCUUCUCUUUCUCUGAGUGGGAACAGGGUCAUGCAGAAACCUCAAGACCAAAGCUCCUGAAUCUCUUGGCCGUAGCAUCAGCUGCAUCCUCCUUGUCCUGAGCUCUGAUCUGCGCAGCUCGUUGCCCCUUUGGGGGGGGGACACCCUGUGACAUUUGCUUUAAUCCUGCUGUUCACCUUGUGGCUGUGAUCUGUGGGGCCUGGCAGGAGUGGUAAUGGAUUGCUACGGAUGUGGGGGUGGCUCCAGGUCUCAGAAAUACGUGAUCCCAAUUGCAGAUGCUUCGGCUGUAAGAGGGCAGGCUGACAGCCCUAAUGUGUGGCAGGAGGUCUCCCUCCAUGCAGCCACUGCUGAAGAUGUGCUGUAAGGCUUGUUUUGAAUGUAAGGUGUUUGCAAGCAGGACGUCUGAUGGCGAUCCAAAAACCCAAAGAUGCUUUUCAGCAACCUACCAAAUCUAAUCCAUAACCACUCCUUUUCCAGGAAACUAAGACUGGCAUUGAAAUAAGCAGCAUUGAUCAUCAGUGCUGCUAUGAGUGUUAACUUAGAGAUAGGGACCAACAGCUUCUCAUUCUCCCAGUGGGAAGCCCUUGGCAAAGCAUCACAGCUUCCAUCUUGCUCCUGUAUUCUCAUUUCAAAGCAAAUUUAUCGUGUUGCAGGAGAAAAUGCAUUAGAAGGAAAUGUUUAUUGUAAGCAUAGGUUGAUCAUUUUGCUCUCUCUUGUGGUCCUGGUGCACCUCAGCUGUGUGGGGAUUUUUCUGUGUUGAACUAACUGUAGCAUGUUUGUUUAGGUCACAGGAAUGGGAUAACCCACUGUUAACACGUGUCGCCUUUGGUAGCAUGUUGAUGUUCCACCUCUUCCAUUUCCCUGAACUGUAAUAAGACCACUGUGCUCAGGCCAUAGCUCCAGCGUUAAAGCCAUCUAUUGUUUUGUCUUCUCUAACAACAAAAAGAACCCCCUUGCAUGCUGCUUGUUGUUUGUUCCCUACCCGUGUAGUUAUCUGGGUGAUGCUCUUAUUUAUCCAAGUUAACUCAAUAAUGAAUGUGGUCGAGCUGUGUAGGAUGGGCAGAACCGGGUCUGCAAGCUGGAGGGAGGAUGGGGCUUUGUGUCCAUGGGGUUUCUUUGUGUAUAUAGUAAUUAUGUGAGUGAGCUGAGCCACCUGCUUCUCCUUCAGCAGUGCUUGAUGCUUUCUGUAGAGUGUUGGUGUAGGAACAGGACUGAGAACAGCCUCCAGUGCCGUCAGUGUUGGCAGCUGCUUCAAAAGCAUAGAAGAGAAAGGAGGACAACUCUACUGCAGGGGCCAAAAUAUGUGAAUACAUAUAUAUAUAAAUACCUGUAUUUAUAACCCUUCGUAGAUCCGUAUCUGUGCAAACAGUGUGAUUUAAGAAGCUAGCAAAUAUGCUUACAGGAAAAAGGCGCAAGGCAAAACUAGGUGUGUGCACAGCUUGGCAUGUGCUGGCUCAUCUGAAGGAUCCCUGUGUGUGUAGAGGCUGAGGCUUUCUAGAUAUACUGUGUCAGAAAUGUGGGUUACGAGUGAAACCCUCCGUCUGAUCUCCAGGAAUCCUUCUGAUCUGUCUGCUCUCCCCUAUUGUAACGUGCUCCUAUAUUAGUUCACCAGUUUGUGCCUUUAGGACUUAAGUUUUCUGCUGAAUUCCUUGGAAAGUAUCCUUCCCGUUACAAUACACUGCCUUUAACACACAGUCUUCCUCUUUCAGCAGCAGGAAUGGCAGAAGGAAAUUUGUUCAGGUGUACCACAGCCCGAAGGAGAGCUGAAAGCAGCCCCAAGGAGGACAGCUCAGGGUACACGUGGCUGAAAUUGAGGAGCACUGUGUUGAGAUAAGUGGGCCUUGGAGAGGAGAGGUGGGAGACCAGGACAUGGUGGAGGGAGAAGCAUUCCAAAAAGCUCUCUGAAAUUGGAGCACGUGUAAGGAGAUGUGGGAACCAUUCAUCCUUCACAGUAUGAGAGGACAGGGAACGUUCUGUUCUUCCUCUGUGUGUUCUGUCCAUUUUUCAUGGAGAAGAAUUAACCACACACCACCUGCUUCCUUCCAAAAGCCAUUGCUUGGAUAGGGGUCACUGCGUGCUGGUUGGGUUGAUGCCCACUGUCUUUCUGAACAGAUGAUAAAUACUCUGAAGCCAUAGCAGUGGCUUUUGGUUGCUGCCUGUCUGCUAUUUCCAAAGGACCUGAAGUCUGAAAGCUUUGCCCAGCAGUGUUUGAACACAGUGCUCAGGGUGAUCAUCUUCCAUAGUGCUGAGAGAUGCACGCUGUUGGCCACUGCAACUCAGUUCUUUAGUUAAGAUGGUUUGUCUCUCGCUUUCUGUUGUUGAACCUUGAGAUAUGGCUGGAUAUCAUCAGCACAAAAAACCUUUAAGCUGUACAUUCAGAGAGUGCUCAGGUAAGAAUGGGAGCUUAUCAAGAGCAGAAACACACCCUGAUUGAUGCUGGGUGUGUUUUGGGAAGGUCUUCAGGCCGUUGUGCUCUGCCAGCCACCUCUUCCUCUUCUCCAUUUGCUUCUAUGGCAGAUGGAGCUACAGCAGUGCCCUGAGGCAACCUGCCAGGGUUUUGUUUUCAUGUGUGUGUAUGGCACACACUGUGCUGUGCUGGGUGAUUCCUGCUCUCACUGCAUUUGCUGGACGUCCAUUUGAGGGAUGGCAUUGCAGGGGGACUGCAGGGGUCUGGACCAUCUGGAUUAAUGCAAGGGCAGAGGUCUCAGGUUUUCAUUAAGGAACUUAGGUGUACUGAGCUCACUUCUUCCUCAGGAACCAACAUGCUGCAAAGUACUGACAGCCCACGUGAUUCUUACUUCCAAAAGGAAGCUGAAAAUAUCUGCAGAUAACCUCAUCCCUGUUUGCAUGGGAAAUCCUGAUUCUUCAGCAUGAGGAGCUGCAGAAAGUAACAUCUGAGAUACCAGAAACGUGGCUGCUAUGGGACUGCCAGCAGCACUGCUGUUCUAUAGACUUUCCCAGUGCUUUGCAGCCUGCCUUGCUGCAGUGGGACUCAUUGGUGCUCACGUGUGGGUCCCAACGACUGCACUAAGGGACCAGCUGAGGUUCAGCCCCUUUGUCUUGUUCCAUCCUGGAGCUGGUGGUCGGCUCUGUGCUUUCUAUUCUGAGUCUUCUUACCCUGAUAUCAGCUCUUCUGAUCUCCAGAUAAAAGGCAGAAUAGUUUCUUGGGCUUUCAUGCUUUAACCUAGAGUGGCAGUGUUUCCAUUUCCAUUACUAAAAGGGACAGCUGGUAUUGUCUGCACAUCCUGUGUGCUGCUUUGCUCAGUGGGUUAAUAGACAACAAACUGAGGAUUCUCUAUAGGAAGAUUGUGUUGGGACUUGGAGUUAAGGAUAGCAGCAGUUUCCCUUCCAUGCAGUUUUCCCUUUUACUGGCUGUGAGUUGGUUGUGCCUGUUGUGAUCUACAGGCUGAGAUAGGAUGCUGCCCAGAAUAAUGUACCCCAAAGCAGGUGGGGGUGUCACUGGUUUGUUUGGAGAUGUCUCAGCUUCCUCAUGCUGAUGACAUGAGACCCUGAUGUGUUGCCAUCUCUUGCUUUAUAACACUAGAGGGAAGGGUUGCAGGCUCUGGGUUAAGGCUGUCUGUCUUUGGGGCAGUGAUUUGUUCCCCUCUGUGACCUUGUAGCAGUGGUACACAGUAAUGUUGGAUCAGUUUGUGGGGACUAAGAUUACUUUCUUUUUAACUACAAUGCUCUCUUUUGGAACACUUUUUUGGCUUUGUAUUUUUUCUCAGAUUUUUCUUUGUAAAUAUGUACAUUUACCAUUAAUAAAUGUUAUUGCAAAUCAGA